Messenger RNA from Conger conger (European conger), 1303 nucleotides. Its product is annotated as immunoglobulin superfamily member 5-like. Lineage: Eukaryota; Metazoa; Chordata; Actinopteri; Anguilliformes; Congridae. The transcript has 6 exons. The record is from RefSeq and is a predicted model, not a curated record. Gene Ontology annotation, biological process: cell-cell adhesion. Bases 254 to 1303 code for a protein of 349 amino acids.
UAUUGUUCUCUGCCUGCAAAUUAGGAAGUGAAUUUGUGAAACACAAGGAAGUGGAUUUUAGCCUCUGGUGUGAAGCGCAGCAGUUGGGAAGAACUUGGCCUGCUUGAGGUGUCAGCACUGGAGCAUCUUCAGUGAAGCUUCAAGCCCCAGACCCUGGAGCACCUUCAGACCCUGCCUGAUCCCAGUCAUCACUGUGUUUCACACAGCCUUCUCACCUGGGAACAAGCUGAGACAAAACUAAGCAGCCAUUUUGAUGUUGGGCGAGGUCCAGCUCCAGCCUCGGAGCCUGGAGGUACUGAGCGGAGACCAGGCGAGGUUCAGCUGCAGCUCAGCCACCCCCUGGCUGGUUCUGACCUGGUCCGUUAACCGGCGGGCAGUGAUGACCAUUUCGGCAGAACACGGCAUCCUCUCCAACAGCGACCGCUUUACCGCUGCAAACUUCACGACUGCCGCCUCCUCUGUGUGGGAGCUCACACUCUGGAAUGUGACACGUGACUACACAGGUGAUGUCACCUGUGACCUCCAAAACAUUGGGAGACAAACAGCCACUCUGUCUGUGCAAGUGUUGGGCGAGGUCCAGCUCCAGCCUCGGAGCCUGGAGGUACUGAGCGGAGACCAGGCGAGGUUCAGCUGCAGCUCAGCCACCCCCUGGCUGGUUCUGACCUGGUCCGUUAACCGGCGGGCGGUGAUGACCAUUUCGGCAGAACACGGCAUCCUCUCCAACAGCGACCGCUUUACCGCUGCAAACUUCACGACUGCCGCCUCCUCUGUGUGGGAGCUCACACUCUGGAAUGUGACACGUGACUACACAGGUGAUGUCACCUGUGACCUCCAAAACAUUGGGAGACAAACAGCCACUCUGUCUGUGCAAGAGGGUGGGACCGUGGGCAUCUCUGGCGGAAAUGUGACAUCGAGGAAGGGGAGUCGCGUGCUCUUUCGGUGCCAGGCCUCUGACUGGUUCCCUGAGCCACAGGUGACCUGGGCAUUGGGUGGCCAGGAGGUGAACAACACCAAUAGCAGCAGUGUGAAUACCCUCAGUGGCCUGUUCCACUCCACCACCUCCCUGCUCGUCCUGGCAGAGGAGAGUACAUGGGUGGAGUGCCAAGCCUCCAUACCCGCUCUCCCUACCCCCAAAACCCACAGCGUCUUCUUAACCAUCAUUGAAGAUCCUGGGGGAGAGGGCCAGAGGGUUCUGGUUGUGGCGCUGGUGUCUGCGCUGGCUGCCCUGCUGCUAGUGCUGCUCAUCACCGCCAUUGUUUGCUGGUGCAGGAGUCGCACGAACUAUGGCAGGUACUUGUGCUGA